AUGAAGCUGAUAAGUGGUAUUUAUUCUAUCAUUUUAUUCAUACUUUCAACAUCGCCUCUGUAUCAUAAUACUGCUACAUUGGAAGUGAACUUUUGCGGGUAUGAACAAACGUGUUCUAACAACAUCACAAAACAGGCGUUACCGAGUGGUGCCUGUUGCAAACCUUGUGAAUGUGAAGAUAUUUGUAUAGAAAAGGGAACAUGCUGCCGAGAUAAAGAGAAACCCGUCGAUGCGGACAUUAAUGCAAAACAGAAAUGCCUUGCAGCUGCAUAUACACCAAAUGGUGUCCCUCUUCCCGAAGAAAUUCUUACAUUUUACACUAGAACAAGCUGCCCGGUAACCUAUGAUGAUAUAGACAUAAAGGCCAAGUGUGAAGUAGAUACUCCCGGUACAAUAACAGACAUAAUUCCCGUUUUAUCCCGAGAUGGAAAAGUACUUUAUAAGAAUAAAUACUGCAGUUACUGCCACGGUGAAAAAAUGACAUACAGUUGGGAUGUGACUGUACACGGAGCCUCUUCUCAAACUUGCCGUGAAUCAUUGCAGUCAGAAACUAUAAACAUUGAAACAGUAUCAACAAAAAUACUGUCAAACUGUAUUUUAGAAUUCAGACCGCCAUCAAAUAUAUUAUUGCUUUAG
Messenger RNA from Ruditapes philippinarum (Manila clam), 636 nucleotides. RefSeq lists its product as uncharacterized. The record is from RefSeq and is a predicted model, not a curated record. NCBI's taxonomy places the organism in Eukaryota, Metazoa, Mollusca, Bivalvia, Venerida, Veneridae. The transcript has a single exon. The coding region runs from base 1 to 636 and encodes 211 amino acids.